GUACUAAUAUUUAGCAAAAUCUUUUUGACACAAGUAUCCGUGCUUCUAGUUACAGAGUGUGAGUACUUUUGCCACCUCUUGUUAUUUGUAUAGUGUACAGUAACGCAGGUCCGAAGAGAAUCGUUCUCGCGUCAGCGGUACCUAAUGAAGUGUCCGCUGGUGGUGAGCGUCCCUGCAUCUCCGCCGUGCCGGAGACACAGCACACACAGCUCCGCCUCGCUUAAGGAUGCUGUUGACGAGCCGUUUCAUUAAUGUCAGAGAAGAGAUACGGAGGAUGCUUUUCUGAAGGGAUAUUUGCUUCGAUGCCGCCUAUUUCUUUAUUUCGUGUUCCGUUUAUGAAAUCGUUUUUUGUUUGUUUUUAAAUUACACAACACCGUCCACCGUUCUGCUAUUACGUCCCCUCUCGCUCUCGGUCGCUAUCCGCUGUUGUUUUCCUACCUCGGCUAUGCACUUGGUGUCAACGACUCCUCCUCCGCCGUCGUCCCGCAACCUCGUGCCGGGCUCGGCCGCCCACUGACGCCGAGGCAGGAUGGUGCGCAUCGCCAGCGCCCUGGGGCUCGUCAUGUUCAGCGUGGCGCUGCUCAUCUUGUCCCUCAUCAGCUACGUGUCCAUAAAGAAGGACUUCCUCCUCGGAACCCCCAGAUAUGGACCGAACGGCGGACCGAGGAUGUACAUGUUCCAUACGGGGUAUCGCGAAAGGCCACCUCGCAAACCUGACCUCAGCUCCCAGUUGGCACUGAAGUAUCUGGAUCCAGUUUUCAUGCCAUUGACCAAUGCUCUUAGUGAGGACCUGAAGAAUUCCUCUAAAUGGAGGUACAACAGCACAGCUUUUAUCCAACAGAGGAAGGAAAUCUCUCAGCACAUCGACAUUCCUCACAACUUCACAUUAACGCGCAGCUUAGUCCGCAUUGGCCAGCUGAUGCAUUACGCAUAUUCCAGCCACAAGUACGUCUACUCCAUCGGCGAGAACUUCCGCUCACUCCUCCCCGAGGUCUCGCCGAUUCUUAACAAGCACUACAAUGUCUGCGCCGUUGUCGGCAACAGUGGCAUCCUCACCGGCUCACGUUGUGGUGACCAGAUUGAGAAGUUUGACUUUGUCUUCCGCUGCAACUUUGCACCGACAGAGAUCUUUAAAAGAGAUGUUGGGCGCCGCACAAACAUGACAACCUUUAACCCGAGUAUCUUAGAGAAAUACUAUAACAACCUAUUGACGGUGCAGGACAGGAAUAACUUCUUCCUGAGUUUAAAGAAGCUGGAUGGUGCAAUUCUUUGGAUUCCAGCAUUCUUCUUCCACACUUCAGCUACAGUGACCAGGACACUGGUGGACUUCUUUGUGGAACAUCGCGGUCAGCUGAAGGUCAAGCUGGCCUGGCCUGGAAACAUCAUGCAGUACAUAAACAACUACUGGAAAACCAAACAGCUGUCGCCAAAGCGUCUGAGCACUGGCAUCCUGAUGUACACCCUGGCGUCUUCUAUGUGUGACCAGAUCCACCUGUACGGCUUCUGGCCAUUCGGCUGGGACCCCAACACGGGGAAGGAGCUGCCUUAUCACUACUACGACAAGAAGGGCACCAAGUUCACCACCAAAUGGCAGGAGGCCCAUCAGUUGCCUGCUGAGUUCAAACUCCUCUACAAGAUGCACACAGAGGGAUUGCUGAAGCUCAGCCUCUCCCACUGCGCUUAGAUAUGAAACUGCAGGAGGUAGUUCAAUUGUCUCAGCAGAGCUUCCACAGGCCAGAGUCACAAAAAGGACCAGCCAGACGAGGACUGACAAAUGUGGUUUUCACAACAGCACGAUCUUGGCAAGUAGGUGCAAUGGACUCAAGAUUACAGAGUCUAUCACUAUCAAGCUGUGUUGGGCCUGCACCGAAGCUGUAGAAACAAGGACUCUGUUCAUUUUUUUUUUUUUUUUGGUCAGUCAACACACUCUCUAGGUCAUGCUGCACUGUUCAGCAAAACAUCACAAGUGCGUUCCUUAAGGGUGUCAUUAUUAAUGAUUGCAACGUACAAACUAAGGCUACUUGAAUUAUUUGUCUUUCCACAAAAAAAAAAAAACAUGCAUAUUCUUUAGUCAAAACAUUUAUAGUCACACCUGGACCGUACAUAUCAUAUACUUGUGCGAUUACCUCCACCAAGCACAAAAGCUUGUGGAAAGAGGUACUCUAUGUGAUCACACUUUCUUGUUGGUUUGAUCGUAAGUUUGUGGAAAAUAACUGCAAAACUUACUUCUACUAACUCUGUAGAAGGUUGAUGCAUGGGCCAAGGGCAAGACCAUUAUUUUUUGGCAAGGAUGUGGCCACAGGAAUUAUCUGAAAGUAACUUGUUGUCCAUUGAAUCAUCCACCCCUCAGAAUCAUCCUCCGUGAACUAUGACGGAGCCUGAUCACCAACAAACACACGGACACACAAACAGUGAUAGGGCUUUUCAUGAUUUUUUUUUUUCAUUUGUUAACAGUUAGCUCUCUGCUCUCCCAUGUGUCAUUUUAGUUAAUAAUGCAGUGCCUGAAUGCCUUGAAGGGGAAGGGGACGACCGGGUGGUACCUCGUACAGUAAACCAGGGUCUUUGUAGGUAUGUUGCACAACAUGAGGAAACUUCUAUGGCAUCUGUUUUCUUAAAAUAUCAAAAAGUGUUGUAAAAGUACAGAAUGAUUUAAAAACUCAUCACAACGGUGUGUGUGUGUGUGCGCAAAUAUUAUGAAAACGUUAUAGACAUCCUGUCAAGAACAGUGGCCAAAAAGGCAACUGUACUGCAAUGUUUUCCCAUCAGAAAUUCAAGAUAUCUUUGGGAAGCCUUCAAUCACAACAUAGUAAAAUGCAAUUUUCUCUCACACCAAAACUGUGUCUUUAGUUGGGGUUAUGGUAUAGGAUCCAUCCAUCCAUCCAUUUUCAACACCGCUUAUCCUGGUUAGGAUCGCGGGGCGCUGGAGCCUAUCCCAGCGGACUACACCGUGAACUGGUUCCCAGUCAGUCGCAGGGCACAUAUAGACAUGGACAAAACAACCAACGAACACAAUCACUCCCAUUUGCAGUGUCCCUGAAUGCAACUCGCGCACGCAGGCUGCUGCAACGUGCCUGCCGAAUGUAAACAUGAAUGGCGGUUGCCAAGUACAGUGUUCAUCCCUGACAUAUGAAGGCUCGUAUCUAUGUGUCCAGAUGGGUUUUGCCCUGGAAGUCCCGAGCGAAACUUUACACUCUUGAAUGAAAAUCAACUUUCGUUUGAAAACCUUUCUUUGAUGCCAGAAUGAAGGCAUUCUCAAUUACAUUCAUCAUGCAGAAAUGAACUUAAUUCCCUUCACAAUCGCACAAAAUAUGAACUAGUUCAUGAACUUUUGUUCAUUGAACUCGUUCAGGUACAACACUGAAAUCCAGGAUGUCCCAAAAGUCAUGAUACACUACCAUUUUUCUAUUUCGUUUUAGGUAACCCUUCGGACAACCUUGAGGCCAUCAGCAUUUGAUAGCUUAGGCUUUGCAAUUUUUAGAAGCAUAUCAUUCCUUUGCCCAUGGCUCCCCAAUUGACAUUGGGGCAACAUUGCAGUGUUUCUGUCCCUGACUGCAGUUCAUUGCCAGCUUGGGAAGCUUUUUGGCCAUCACACCGCUCCAACAUGUCGUACAAUUUACGUAAUGAAUUCAGGUUGCUCAAAGGCUUUAAGUGAAAGAUUAUGAUGCUCAAAAUCCCGAACGUCCGUACGUGUAAGGCUUUAUUGCUCGCCAAAGCAUUCGCUGAGUUGAGAUUUUGUUAAUGCUGAGUUUCAGUUUGGUCUUCCAGAUAGGCUGGCUUUGCGCAAACGCCUGCUCUAUGGGAUUGGCGUUUUCAUUACAGCGGUGGUAGCAGGCCUUCCACUGCAUGGUUUGGAGAAACCUGCCAUGGAUAGCGCAAAUUACCAUAAAGCUUCUCAAACUGGCGCUCAACUGCAGUCAAGGAUGGGAGAACUUUUGCUCCGAUGUCAAAUGGUGAGUCACGGAUAAGAGAAUGAUAUGCUUACAAAACCUGCAGAGCCGAAGCUGUCAAAUGCUGAUGGCCGCAUGGCUGUCCACAUGAUACCUGAAACAAAAUAGAAAAAAAGGUAGUGUAUAGUGACUUUUGGGACAGCCUGUAUAUUUCGCAAAAUGACAAUUGGCAUAUAUUCUUCCAAGAACAGGCUAAAUAUACCGGUUGUGUUGAUUUAUUAAUGUCUCAAUAGACAUUCUUAGAAUUUAAGUGAUGUAAAUUAGCUUCAAAGUUUUCCUGGGAAUCACAGUUUAGGUACAUGAACUGUUAAGUUGGACAGAACCAAAAGGGAUGCACAAUUUUCUUUUGUUUUGACAAGUUUACUUUGCGAAACAACGACAUCACUAGUGCAUUCCAUGUUUCUUUCUGGAAAACAGCACAGUUUAAAACACAGCCAUCUCACUAGAAUUCCACUGGCAUGUAUGGCAUUUUAUUUUGUGUGCAGGAUUUAUCAGAACUACUAAGUAUAUGUCAUAUAUAUUAAAUGUGCCAUCAUAGCUGGGCAGCAUAGCUGGUCCGCUAUUACCAGAAAUAGUCUGCCAGUACCUUUUGUUGGAUGAAGUCUGUCUUUUUUUAAAUUUUUCUUUUUAUUUUUUUUGGAUCCGUUGUUCUGAUACAAAGCUUCAAAUUACAGUGGUGCCUUGAGAUAUGAGCGACCUAACUUGUGACUUUUUCGAAAUAUGAGCCGUCGUGGCGGCACGGUGGCCGAAUGGUUAGAGCGUCUGCCUCGCAGUUCUGCGGACCGGGGUUCAAUCAGGUCCGGUUUCCCCCCCGCAUCCCAAAACAUGCAUGGUAGGUUGAUUGAAGACUCUAAAUUGAAACAACAAGCAGCAGUUGAGCAGGUAGUGCACAAUUCUUCAAAAAAAGAGGCUAUCUUAACAAUGCAAAUUGCUCACACACAAUGCAAAAUGCCCUAGACAGGCUAACAAAUCGGGUCUAUGUGGUUGUGUUAUAACUCUUAAAGCAUUAGAUAUUUGAAAACAAACGGUGCAGCAACACAGGUAGACAGACAGCAUAACGGUAUUCACGGGCACAUAUUCUUUUAUCCUCUGCACCAAACAAAAACUAUUACUCUAGCUUACUGAGUCACUUCGACAAAUUUUAAACCUCGUCGUGGUUUGUGUCUACAUGACUGUAUUAUACUGCCCUCAGUUGGCCAAGUUGCACAUAUCAGAAGGAGCCACUAUGAAUUAAUCAUGAUGCACAAACUGUUUACCUUUUUACAUUUUAUUUUAUAAUGUUAUUACUAUGUGUUUUUUAUGUAUAGUACAAUAUCAUAGAGUGCUAUUUUCCUUCUUAAGAAGCACAUUUGUUUUUGGGGGGGAACUUGGAACAGAUGAAUGGGAUUCCCAUUCAUUUCAAAGGGGAAGAUGAUUUAGUGUUUUGAGUUAUGAGCAUGGUCACAAAUUAAACUUGUAUCUCAAGGAACCACUGUUCUUUAUUAAUAAAUCCCACACUGAUAAUCAAUAUACUUUCAACUUUCACACGACUGGGUUCUGGAUUGUUGUUCAGCUGUUACAUUAUUUUGGAAUUUCUGACCGACUGUAUCUAUUAGUUAUCUCUUGAGACUAUUUGUGUGCAUAUGUUGAAGCGCAUCAUCUUUUUAGAUUGUCGUGACGUGAUGCAAAACCUAGUAUUUAAGUAUUCAGUCAUUAAAUAUUGAUCGGCUGUUGGAUUUCAGUCUACACUGACACACAAAGAAAGCAGAGUUGUUGCAGGGUUUCUUUUUUUCUUCAUUGGUUUAAUUGUAAAACAUUCUCAUCAGUAGUUAGUAGUCCCCCACCCCUCCCCAAAAUAAAACAAAACAAUCGGUGAUCUAUUCUAUAAAUUACAAUCUAUUUGCAUCAUCAACUGUCUUAUUAACUCGCUAUGAGGACACCCCCAGCCCCUGUUGUUUGCAUUAGCAUAUUAAGGUUUUCACAAAUACCGUAUACUUCAGUUGUUGUAUGUUUUUGUGCGUGCUACUUUCAUGAUGUUUCUGAGUGCUAAAUGUGAUAUGUUAAAGGUUAUGUAUAGGUUCACCCCGGGUGGGUUGUCCGUCAUACCUGUACUGUUCCCUCAAAUUAAAUGCUCUAACAAGAUUUUAGUAUAUUAGUAACUCAACCAUUUUGUUGAGUAUUUGGUUGCACAAAGUUGCAUAAAUACAGUAAAGCCAAGGCAAGGGGUCCUCUAGUUUUGGAGAUAAAUUUGCAAUAGUUGUUCAAAAGACAAGAAUUGUUGUUGUCCUAUGCAUUACGGAGCCAAAGGUUAUUAGACAUACUUAGAGGGCACCUUAUCAUAUUUUUAAGACAGUUCGGACAAUCCUAUGCUUCCAAAUUUUAAGGGAACACGUUAUAGAAGGUCAUAUCCUGUUCCUGCAUGACAGUUCCACAGAGCGCAAAGGUCCCUAAGGGCAUGCUUGAAUGACUUUGGUGUGGAAGAACUUGACUGAGUCAACCAGAGACAUCAGCGCCCUCUGACCGACUGCUCUUCUGGAUGAAUAGACAACAGAAAUCCCACAAACACACUCCAAAAUCUUGUAGAAAGCCUUCGGGCGAAAGCUGCUGUAACUGCAAUGGGAUGAUCGACUCCAUCUUUUCUUCUAUUACUAUUAUAUAUAGCGAUAUAGUUAGAUAGAUGGAGGAGAAAAAUGCAGAAUGUCUCCUCUCUUCCUCCUGCUUUGCAACACAUCAUCUAUUGCAGAAUAUGCAGAAUAACUGGACAUGCAGGGAUAUGGACUAUCAUGUGCAAUCGACAGUAUAGCAGAAAAUAACACUUCUACUUCACAUUGUACUCUUAUCUCAUGUUGUGAACCAGCAUCACUCACAUAUUGAAUGUACCAAAAUGACUCAUUUUGCAGUCAUUUUCUGAUGUGUCUUGAUUUAUUUUUGCAAUGUGAUAAUUAGUUGAAAAGUCAAUUUGGGACUAUUUUGAUAAUCCAUGUCUAUUUUGCAGCUGUGUUUUUGCCUCUUAAUUUUUAGACGGCAACUUUUUUCCUAAAUAUCUCAAUAGUUGAGGUCAUUUUUUUUUCAUCAUUUAAUUGUGGUCAUUUAAUUUUUGCAAAUAUAUGUGGAAUUUCUUUACCAAUUUUUUGUUUGAUUUACUAUAAAACGUUAUUGUUGUGACACACAUAUAGGUACUGUAUAUAAAUGUUCAAUAAAACAUUUUAGGCACACA
Phyllopteryx taeniolatus (common seadragon) is the source of this 7143-nucleotide messenger RNA. RefSeq names its product ST8 alpha-N-acetyl-neuraminide alpha-2,8-sialyltransferase 3 (gene st8sia3). Bases 530 to 1684 code for a protein of 384 amino acids. Gene Ontology annotation, molecular function: alpha-N-acetylneuraminate alpha-2,8-sialyltransferase activity. The transcript has 5 exons. The record is from RefSeq and is a predicted model, not a curated record. NCBI's taxonomy places the organism in Eukaryota, Metazoa, Chordata, Actinopteri, Syngnathiformes, Syngnathidae. Gene Ontology annotation, biological process: oligosaccharide metabolic process; N-glycan processing.